Micromonas pusilla CCMP1545 is the source of this 714-nucleotide messenger RNA. RefSeq lists its product as uncharacterized. Lineage: Eukaryota; Viridiplantae; Chlorophyta; Mamiellophyceae; Mamiellales; Mamiellaceae. The coding region runs from base 1 to 714 and encodes 237 amino acids. The record is from RefSeq and is a predicted model, not a curated record. The transcript has a single exon.
AUGGGAGCGGCCGCGCGAGCGGAUCCCGCCGACGCUGACGGCAGGGCGGAUGACGAGAAGACGACGCCGACGCCGACGCCGACGCCGCGGCUGCGUCUUCUCCCCCCGCCACAAAUUCCCGCCGCGUUCGAUCCCCCUCCGCCGUUGUGGCCGGAUCGCCCGCGCGCGGCGGCGCUCCGCGCCGUCGCCUCGCGCCUCCGCGCGCUGACGCGCGGGACGUCGCCCGCGCGGAUCGAAUCCGCGGCGAGGCUCCGCGACGCCGUCGCCGCCGCCGCGCCGGGCGUCGACGCGCGCGCCGCGCGCAAUCACUUCUGGCGGCUCCUCCCGUCGCGCGCGAAGACGCGCGGCGCGGAGGGCGCGUCCAGGGCGCUGCUCGCGUUCAUGUGCGAGCGCGAGCCGCGGCGAACGGUGGAGGUGAUCGGGCGAGAUCCCGACGCGUGGCGCGCGUUUUUCGACGCUUCCGACGCGCGAAUCAAACUGUGGUUCUCGCACUUCGUGCCGAACGCGAAGCACACGAGAGGCGCGAGGGCGCUGGCGAACUUCGCGCUCGCGCGGCGGGAGGUGGCGUGGCGGCACAUCGCGUGGAGGGGGAAGCACGCGCAGACGCCGGUGGUGGUCGCGAACAAGCUGCAUUACUUUUGCGACGUCGACGUGCUCGAGACGGUCAGGCGCGUUCUGUACACUGGUCCCCGUACGACCGCGUCGGCGUGGUGA